GGUCCAUACACAGAGCAGCUAAGCAGAGACUAGACCCACCAUCUCUGCAAGCCAUGGGGCUACCCACACUACUAGGCUGUGUCUCCCUAUGGGCUGGGCUGGUGCUGGCUGAAGUGGGAUCAUUCAGUCGGUGCCAGCAGUAUUUCUACAAAGGAGUUGAGCCAGAGGGGUUCAACACCCAACGCACAGCAAAGAUCUGCCAGAGAUACAAUGGCACGUACCACUAUGCCACCCUGUAUGACAGGGACCACCGCAUCCCACGUUGGUCUGCAUACACGCUGAACGAGACGGCCUGUGAAGGGCAGCCCCAGAGAAGGAGCAGAUGGUUCAUAGAGCCACAGCUCUUUGGUGCAGACAAGGGCCCAGACAUGACAACAGAGGCAGAGUCAGGCCUGACCCCAGAGGAUCUGAGAUUCAGCCAGGCUGUCAGCGAGGACUAUGAGGACACCUCCUAUGACCCAGGACCCCUCAACCCAAAUGGCCUCCAGUGCAACAGCAACCACACGGCAAUUUUCACCCUCACCAACACCAUCCCCAUGAAGCCCUGCUUCCUCCGGAGCCGCUGGCACAAGCUGCAGCACCUAUUCCAGGCAGAGCUGGCCAAGAGCUGCCUCAGCCUGGGUGGAGUUGCCUACCUGGUGACAGGCUCUGGUCCCAGUAGGGAGAUGAUUUCCAGAGGGGGUGAGGACCAGGAAAGGGACCAGGCACAGCUGUGCCACCGGGUAUCAGUGCCCAGCUAUGUUUGGAUGGCCGCAUGCUGUGACAACCGCAACACCGACCACAAAUUCUCCCUUGCCUUCCUGGCUGAGAACAAAGAGGAAUCCCGGCUGCAAAUCCUCCCUGUGACACAAUUAAAUGGGGAGCUGCUGGUGUUGAACCAGACUCUUCAGAGACUCAGGAUCUUCGCAGACAAUUGCAGUGGUGGGAGCCAGAGAAGCCAGGAGGCUUUGUCCGCUCUAAGGGCCUCUGUGUACAUCGCUUUCCGGGACCGGGUGCUGGACUCUUAUUUCCAGUUCCUCCCUCCAGAGGAAAGGCAGAAACUGGACAAAAGGACCAACUGGGUGUGAAGAGCAGGAAUGAUGAAGAGCCGGAAUGGGGAUCUGUGCGAGGUGCGGUUCACAGCAGUCAGGGCCUUUGUAGAAGUGUCCAGCUCAGAAGCCUGGCAAAGGAAGUUUACUGCGAUGUACAACCAGGACAACCUGGCAUGUGUUCUCUCAUCUGCUCCUUCUGCCUCUGGGCUGGCCCAGACCCCAGGCACUUCAAGAAAAGUUUGUAUCCUGCAGGAGCAGAAACACCAGCUGGACUCUGAUGUUACAGCCUGGGGGUGGCACUGCAUUGGUCAUGCCUGUGGGAAACAUAAGGGAACUGCCUACAGUUGGUGUUACACUUCUAAGAGCUAUUACUGGAAUUACUGGGAUUACUGCUGCACUGAGAAGUGUACGUCUCAAUAUGAGUGUGCACGAGGGGAUGGGGGAACAGCGUACUGCUCACCUCAGUACUCAACUGUGACUGUAACAGGGCAGCUAUGUCGGGCUGACUUUCCCUGUGGCCUCUACGGGGAACGUUAUUUCUGGUGCUACACAGACUAUCGGCAGAACUGGAAUUACUGCUGCUCUCCACAUCACUACUGCGGGCACCAUGGUUACAGCUACCAGUGGUGCUAUGUUGGAGGCUGGAGGUGGACGUGGAAGUACUGCGUCCCUUGAGAUGCCCCCCAGGCAGGGACCCUCCACCUCCAUGUGGCUGCGGACGUGAUUGGAGAUGGAGUCUGAGAGUGAGCGCAGGGUGUGGCUGCAAGAGCAACUACCAGCCAUCUCCUUUUCUAGUUCCAGGUCUUUCAAAGGGCUGUGGUUGCUGCAUCACCCCUUGUGCUCAGGGUAGGUAGGGUGAGCUGAGUUGGGCAGGCGGAGAGGAUAUUCUUUAUUGUUCUUAGUGAAGGUGUUAGGUACUGAAAUCUGGCUCAGUGGCAAUAAAAGCGCACAUUUCAUUGCAGGGCCUAAUGAAGGUCACCUUGCCAGAUGCAUGAUCUGACUGAUGCCCUAGAAUAAGAUGUGUAGCAAAUCCACCCCCCCCCC
This is a messenger RNA of Alligator sinensis (Chinese alligator), 2075 nucleotides long. RefSeq names its product endonuclease domain-containing 1 protein-like. The record is from RefSeq and is a predicted model, not a curated record. Gene Ontology annotation, molecular function: metal ion binding; hydrolase activity; nucleic acid binding. NCBI's taxonomy places the organism in Eukaryota, Metazoa, Chordata, Crocodylia, Alligatoridae.